AUGAGCAGAAAUGAGUUUCUAUCCCUAAGUAGAGAGGGGGAAAACAUGCAAGGCAGCGUUUACAUGGUGAGCGGGCCUGUUGUGAUUGCAGAAAACAUGCUGGGGUGUGCCAUGUAUGAGCUGGCCAAGGUGGGGCACCAGGGGCUUAUGGGCGAGGUGAUUAAGAUAGAAGGCGACAAGAUUACGAUACAGGUCUAUGAAGAAACAUCUGGGCUUGGGGUGGGCGACCCGGUUGUUCGCCUCGGGCAUCCUCUGUGCGUUGAGCUGGGCCCGGGCCUGCUGGACAACAUAUUCGACGGAAUACAGAGGCCGCUGCGGCAGAUAUACACGGAAACAAAAAGCCUGUACAUUCCCAACGGGAUAUCCAUGCCUGCGCUGGACAGAAACAAGAGGUGGAGGUUUACGCCAUGCGUGGCGGUGGGGGACAAGCUCAAGGCCGGCGACAUCUUUGGGACUGUGCUGGAAAACACGCUGCUGACUCUGCGGCUCAUGGUUUCUCCAAAGAGCGCGGGAGGUGUUGUCACAAAAAUAGCGAGCGAGGGCGAGUACACCGUGGAAGAGGUCCUUUUGGAAAUAGAGGCGAACGGGAGGGCCAGCCAGGAGAAAAUGUACCAGGUCUGGCCAGUUAGGUCCCCCAGGCCCAUAAAGAAAAAGCUGACGCCUGUGCAGCAGCUUUUCACGGGGCAGCGGUUGCUAGACUCGAUGUUCCCGUGCGUGCAGGGAGGAACCGCAGCCAUCCCGGGGGCGUUUGGGUGUGGAAAGACCGUCAUAUCGCAGUCUCUGUCCAAGUACUCGAACUCCGACGUGAUUGUGUAUGUAGGGUGUGGAGAAAGAGGGAACGAGAUGAGCGAGGUGCUGGAAGAGUUCCCCACGCUGAAGACCCAGAUUGACGGGCGGGAGGAGUCCAUCAUGAAAAGAACUGUUUUAAUAGCAAACACCUCAAACAUGCCGGUGGCUGCCAGAGAGGCGUCUAUCUACACGGGGAUAACCAUAGCAGAGUACUACCGAGACCAAGGGUACAACGUGGCCAUGAUGGCAGACUCGACGUCCAGGUGGGCAGAAGCGCUCAGAGAAAUAAGCGGGCGGCUGGCUGAAAUGCCUGCAGACAGCGGAUAUCCUGCGUAUCUGGGCGCCCGCUUGGCGUUUUUCUACGAGAGGGCAGGGUACACCGAGUGCCUGGGCAGCAACGACAGAAAAGGAAGCGUCACCGUGGUGGGCGCAGUGUCGCCGCCGGGCGGAGACUUUUCGGACCCGGUGACAGCGGCCACGCUGGGAAUAGUGCAGGUGUUCUGGGGGCUGGACAAGAAGCUUGCGCAGAGAAAGCACUUUCCAAGUGUGAACUGGAACCUGAGCUACUCAAAGUACAUCGACCUUCUUUCGGGGCACCACAUAAAGUACAAUGCAGAGUACCCGCAGUCGAUGCGCACCAUCAAGGAGCUGCUGCAGAAGGAGGAGGCGCUUAGCGAAAUAGUGCAGCUGGUUGGAAAAGGGUCGCUGGGCGAGCUGGAGAAGCUGGAGAUGAGCAUUGCCAAGGUUGUAAAGGAGGACUUCAUGCAGCAGAACGGUGUGUCCUCAUACGACAAGUACUGCCCGUUCUACAAAACAGUUCUUAUGAGCAACACCAUUGUGUCGUACUACAAUGUAUGCAAAGACCUAAUAGAAACGAGAGUGGUCCCCUCCUGGGAGUUUCUGCUGAACGAAACCCAGGAGAUAUACUAUAGGCUAACCCGGAUGAAGUUUGAAGACCCAGUAAAGGGGGAGAAGGCAAUAACGAGCAGCAUUGCAGAAAUAAACAAAAGCAUAUCCUCUGCGGUCCGUGUGCUGACUGAGUAG
This is a messenger RNA of Nematocida major, 1833 nucleotides long. RefSeq names its product V-type H+-transporting ATPase subunit A. The record is from RefSeq and is a predicted model, not a curated record. NCBI's taxonomy places the organism in Eukaryota, Fungi, Microsporidia. The transcript has a single exon. Gene Ontology annotation, cellular component: proton-transporting V-type ATPase, V1 domain. Gene Ontology annotation, biological process: proton transmembrane transport; ATP metabolic process. Bases 1 to 1833 code for a protein of 610 amino acids. Gene Ontology annotation, molecular function: ATP binding; ATP hydrolysis activity; proton-transporting ATPase activity, rotational mechanism.